GGGGCGGGCUGAGGAAAAGCGAUCAGUCGCUACAGUCCUGUUGUGCACACAACAUUUCUCCUCAGGAUACUUAACUGUUUGUGUGUGAUUAAAAAAAGGAUAUCCCCAACUUUACAAAUCCCACAAAAAGGAACAGACACAAGCAAAAAAAUGGAAGAUUUCUAUUAUCACGACGAGGACUUAAAUGACACUUAUGAUUACAAUUAUGAACACAGCGUUUGUGACAAGGAGGCAGUACGCUCUUUUGCCAGUGUCUUCCUCCCAGUCAUCUAUGCCCUGGCUCUGGUGGUGGGCCUGGCUGGGAACGCCCUGGUAGUGGUAGUGUACGCAUCAAAGCUCCGACUACGAACCCUGACAGAUGUGUGCAUCCUGAACCUCGCCAUUUCGGACCUGCUGCUUCUCUUCACCCUGCCUUUCUGGGCGGCUGAUGCCGUCCAUGGCUGGAAGCUGGGUUCGGCAGCCUGCAAGCUCACCUCCUUCCUCUACAGUACCAACUUCAGCUGUGGAAUGCUGCUGCUGGCGUGUAUCAGUGUGGAUCGCUACCGCGCUGUAGCCCACAAUCCAUCAGGCAGGACUGGGACAGGUCCCCGGGUAAGGAAACAGUGGCUUCUGGUGUGUGUGGUGUUGUGGGCUGUAGCCAGCUUUCUUGGCCUUCCUGAACUUAUCUUCUCCACAGUGAAGCACUCCCAUCACAGGAUGACCUGUACAAACAUCUACCCGCACAGCAUGGCUCGACCUGCCAAGGCUGCCCUGGAGCUGCUGGAGGUGACCCUUAGAUUCUUGCUACCUUUCUUGGUCAUGGUGAUGUGCUACAGCUGGGUAGGACGGGCACUGAGCCGUGCAGCUGGGGUGCAGAGAGACCGGAAGUGGCGUGCCCUGCGUGUCCUACUGGCUGUUGUGGCUGUAUUCCUGCUCACUCAGCUGCCCUACAACGUGGUCAAGCUGAUUCGAGCAAUGGACAUCAUCUACAACCUCGUGACUGACUGUGAAGUCAGCAAGGGCCUGGAUAAGGCUGUCCAAGUGACAGAGGGCCUGGCCCUGGCCCACACCUGCAUUAACCCUGUCCUCUAUGCCUUCAUCGGUUCGUCCUUCAGGGGACACGUCCUCAAGGCUGCCAAGCACCUUGGACAACGACUUGGGAGACACCCGAGACACGUAAACACGGAGCCUGCAGUGGAGAUUGCACUCAACACGUGCACUCAAACGCAAUCCCAGUCUGGUUCAGAAGACCAAGAAACCACCACCUUUACUAUUUAAGACUUAAAACAUGUAUGUAUUUACCUGUAAGCACCUAUACAAAAUGUCUAUGUAUAUAUUUACACAUUGUUACUAUCAUUAAAGAUAGACAUCAAUAAGCAUAUAUAUUAAUUCUUACAAUAUAUAUGUACAGUGAGUUUAUAUGCACUAAUGUAGCAAAUAGUUUUAUAUACAGGAUGUAUUUUGUUAAAUAGAAGAGAUUUUCAGUGACACGCAUCUACUAACAUGUGGCAAUUAAAUACAGCUGAAACUCAA
Molecule: messenger RNA, 1512 nt
Organism: Perca flavescens (yellow perch)
Lineage: Eukaryota; Metazoa; Chordata; Actinopteri; Perciformes; Percidae
Gene: ackr4b
Product: atypical chemokine receptor 4b
Exons: 2
Coding region: 151-1257 (368 amino acids)
Biological process (GO): immune response; calcium-mediated signaling; cell chemotaxis
Cellular component (GO): external side of plasma membrane; membrane
Molecular function (GO): scavenger receptor activity; C-C chemokine receptor activity; C-C chemokine binding
Source: RefSeq, a predicted model, not a curated record